This is a messenger RNA of Saccharomyces mikatae IFO 1815, 597 nucleotides long. RefSeq names its product flavodoxin-like fold family protein (gene PST2). Lineage: Eukaryota; Fungi; Ascomycota; Saccharomycetes; Saccharomycetales; Saccharomycetaceae. Bases 1 to 597 code for a protein of 198 amino acids. Gene Ontology annotation, molecular function: NAD(P)H dehydrogenase (quinone) activity; FMN binding. The record is from RefSeq and is a predicted model, not a curated record. The transcript has a single exon.
AUGCCAAGAGUAGCUAUCAUCAUUUACACACUAUACGGGCAUGUUGCUGCCACAGCUGAGGCUGAAAAGAAGGGUAUCGAAGCCGCUGGUGGCUCUGCUGAUAUUUAUCAGGUUGAGGAAACUUUGUCUCCGGAAGUUGUCAAGGCCCUUGGUGGUGCCCCAAAGCCAAAUUAUCCAAUUGCCACCCAAGAUACAUUAACUGAAUAUGAUGCUUUCCUGUUUGGUAUUCCAACCAGAUUCGGUAACUUCCCUGCUCAGUGGAAGGCCUUCUGGGACCGUACUGGUGGAUUAUGGGCAAAAGGUGCUCUACAUGGUAAGGUCGCUGGUUGCUUCGUCUCCACGGGAACUGGUGGUGGUAAUGAAGCUACUAUCAUGAACUCUUUAUCUACUUUGGCUCAUCAUGGUAUUAUUUUUGUCCCAUUGGGUUACAAGAAUGUUUUUGCCGAGUUGACUAAUAUGGAUGAAGUUCAUGGCGGUUCCGCAUGGGGUGCAGGUACCAUUGCUGGAAGUGACGGUUCAAGGUCUCCUUCCGCCUUGGAAUUGCAAGUACACGAAAUUCAAGGUAAGACCUUUUACGAAACCGUUGCAAAGUUUUGA